This is a messenger RNA of Sardina pilchardus (European sardine), 3975 nucleotides long. RefSeq names its product TLC domain containing 3A (gene tlcd3a). Gene Ontology annotation, biological process: lipid homeostasis. The transcript has 5 exons. The record is from RefSeq and is a predicted model, not a curated record. Gene Ontology annotation, cellular component: endoplasmic reticulum; membrane. Lineage: Eukaryota; Metazoa; Chordata; Actinopteri; Clupeiformes; Clupeidae. The coding region runs from base 497 to 1351 and encodes 284 amino acids.
AAUGCUUGUCGAGCGGUGGAUGAGCGCUAACGGAAUCCAUGAACUUGUCCUGACGAGAAAAAUAGUCAUUUGAAUGGGCGUAUCAUUUAUAUUUGACCUAUCUGUAAAAGGAACCUCAAGGAUAAAACGCACUGCAUAAUGACAUUUCUAAUGUUGGAUUUCUUCAUGUGUAAUCCUGUGAGAUGUAGCUAGCUACUUGGUUAGCUUGUUUGUUGGCCACCGGCUUUGCGCCAGGAGUAAAGACCAAUCAAUCGCCGGCUGCCUUCACCGCUAGUUUUUGUGUACAGAGUACUGCUGCUGAGGCAAGGGAAACGCACAGCGGUCACCGGUGACUGGACCUGGUGGCGUGAGAACUACGUUAGCUAAUGCAGUCUAUUAUAUACAGCAAUUUCCAGUCACCGGUUUUGAACCGAGGUGUUUAAAUUACGCCGCCGAAGGUCGACCCAGAUUAUAAUAAUAGAUAUAUCUUAGCUAGCCGGACAAGUGCUGCGCAAGGAUGUUGCAAGUGCUUGGCUGCGGCGUCGUGGUUUUUCCAGGUCUGUUCUUCCUGUUUCGAAAAGUGCUACCGUCCAUUUUCAAACAUUGGACCGAUGCUGACGUUGUUCUUGUUAGCGAGAGGCUGGUGUCCUCGGUGCAUGCCAUCAUGGCCACCACCGCUGGGGUGAUCGUGGUGUGCGCGUGUAGGGGCAAUGUGAUCAGUGACAAGCAUUGGCUUGCCACCUAUUUUGUCAUCUGGUAUGGCGUGCCCUACAUGUCAUACGACAUCUUUGCCAUGUACCUCAGCCACUACAACCGCUUCCGGGUCAAGGGUCACGAGGAGUACAAGAAGCACUCGUGGCGGACGGUCAACUCAUUUGUGCGUCGGGAGUUCCUGCUGGUCCUUCAUCACAUCGCCCUGCUGACCAUCCUGCUGCCUGUGACACUGUUCCUCAGGAAAGACCAGGGAGAUUUCUUCAUCGGCUGCCUGUUCCUCACAGAGCUCAGCACUCCGUUCGUCUCUCUGGGGAAGAUGCUCAUCCAGCUGGGGCUCCAGGACAACUGGGUGCACAAGGCCAACGGUGGCAUGGUGCUGCUCACCUUCUUCCUGUGCCGCAUCUCGCUCUUCCCCUACAUGUACUGGGUGUACGGCCAGCACUACGGCCUGCCGCUCUACAGCGUGCCCUUCCACCUGCCCCUGUCCACCAACCUGGGCAACCUGUGCAUCAUGGCGCCGCAGGUCUACUGGUUCGUCCUGCUCUGCAGAAAGGGCUACCGUCUCUACAAGCGCUCCCGGAACUCGGGCCCUCCCGUCGACACCGCCGCCGCCGCCGCUACCGCCGCCCUGGACAACAGCGCCAAGGGAGACCAGUAGAGCUGCACUCACACUCUCUACCACCCACCCACCAAUUGACCAACCAACAGCACCGACAACUUACUAGGGCACCAUUUUACUACUACUGUUACAGUACAGAUAGUGCUGCUACUACUACUACUACUUUGAUCACUUCUACUACUUACUACUUCUAUUAAGACUGGUAGGACUCCCUUCGGCCCCCCUCCCCCUCCCUCCAAAAAAAACCCGUCACUCGCUGUUCAGCUGAGCUCCACAGGGAAACAGUCUUGGGCAUCGGUUCAUAACGCUUGGCCUCCGAUUGGCUCCUCUCCUGCUUGUUGCCAUGGAACUAAAGGGUUGCGGGGGGUGGGGGUCAUGCUGGAGAGCGCCAGAGGCCUCCCUCUGUAGGACGAGGAAGCGGGUGGAGUGGCUGGAGCAAUGGACGGCACCUCCUCUUUUGCCAGGAGUGGCCUCCAGAAGCAACUGUGUGCACCCUUGGUAAAAAACAAAAAAAGAAAAAAGAGAGCCCCUCUCCCAAUGUUGAUGAACUACUGAUUGAAGAGUCUGUUACAGUUUUAGACCAGUGACCUUGGAUAUGGGUAUUAUUAUUUUUACUUUUAAUUUUUUUGGGGGGGGGGAUUCUGUCUGUCAAGUUGUUAGCCCAAGCAGCAUCCGUUUGGGGAGAUUUCCCCCUUGUUCUUUCCAGAAAGUAUUUUUGUUUUGAGAGGAAGGGGUGUGGGUGCACAAAGUCAGUUGGCAAGAGUGUCAUCCCAUCAUUCGUUCACUCACUAUAUAAAUCCAUAAAUGUGAUGUAACCCCACACACACACACACACACACACACACACACACAUACAAGCAUUUACGCACCAUCAUACACAUCUAGCUCUCCCUCUUCCCAUCUCAGUCCGUCCACGACCACCACCCUGCAGCACUCCUGUCUUCCUUGUUUACAGUCCAAUAGUUGUGUGUGUGCGCGUGUGUGUGUGUGUGAGCGAGCGAAUGUGUGCACUGCCCUGCUGUGACGGUUUACAAGUUCUCUAUAAACGUCCUUCCCUUAAAACAAAGUGGGGAUUGGGAAACAUUGCUUGGCACCUGGUCUAGGUGCUUCUGAUAUAAGAUAUGGUCAGCCUCCAUCACGGGGACCUCUCUUGAAAUUGCUGUGCAGCCUCCUGACCACAGGGGGGCGACGUGGUGUGUAGACCUAUCUGUUUACUUCAUGCACAGGAGGCAUGCUCCAGGGUUGGUGGCGUGGCGUGGUUGGUUGAGGGGUGGGACGUGGGGUAUGGUGUGGUUGUAGGCGGAGGUAUUCAAGUUGGUGUCUCAAGGCUGCUAAGUGGCGAGAGUGGUAGGCGUGUGUGAAUCUGUCCCUCCCAACACUGGGGGGGCCUACUGCUCGAGCCACGUGAAAUGCCCUGGGGCAUUACUAUGGGAAUCAUUUUGAGCAAUAACACUGGCUUUUUUUCUUUUUCUUUUUCUUUUCCUUUUUUUAAAGGGCAGAAGGGGGUGGAUUAGAGUUCCCAGCAUGCAAACAGAAGGACUGAACAGCUGCAUGCUGCUCUGCAAAAACACAAACGCACACUUAUAUUUAUAGGAACAGAUUAUAUAUGACAAAAACGUGAAGACUCUCUGUUGGCAGGCAGGAACCCCUUUGUCCCUCUCGUAGCUUUUUAGCCUCUGUGGACAGCGGUGUGUUUUAAGUUUAUUUUGUCACAGACUCUCCAGACCUGAAAGAGCUCCUUUUACCGUGUCUUGCCGAACGAGUACAAUACCAGCGCUGGCAUGUCACUGCGGCCCCAAUCGCCGUCCUCAGAUUCAGUCCAGUUUUGAACCAACCAAGGCAGAGAUUUCCUCUCUUUCGGAGUCGCUCAUCACUCACGUCAAAAUUGGCGCUCGGUAGAGGUGCAGGUCUGUGUUCAGGAUGUGGCUUUAUAGUUUGUAGCUGGUGGUUGAAGUGAGGUGCUGACCGUUUUCAUAGUCUUGCAUCAGAGUUUGGUGAGCCUUGGGUGGUGGACCCAGACCGAAGCCAGGUUUAGCGUUAGCUUUGAACAUUAGCAUGGAACUCAGUGCGCACAUCUCAGAGACAUCAUUUCACAGGGCUCUCGACACAUAGAAUAAAAUAUAUUUCAUAUGUUUUUAGCAAAUGCGUAUUAUAGUUUUUACUACACCUUUUAUGAAACUUUUGAGUAGAUUCCAUGAAUGCUAUCACAAGCUCUUGAAUUUUAAGGUAUUGAAUUGCUCUUAGAAAUACAUACAAGUCUGUUCACUGAUAAUAUUUUAAGAUGAUCUUAUAAAUAUGAAGAAAAACUGGACCUAAAAAAAGCUGCCUUCAGCUGUGUGUGAGUGUAUUUGAGUGAGUGUGUUUGAAUUCAUGUGCACAUGAGUGCGUGUGUGUGUGUGUGUGUGCGCGGGUGGGUGCGUAGGUUGGUGGAUGAGUUUGUCUGAGGCCUGAGAGGGCAAGAUGUCAUAGACGUCACUUUAAGCUUUCCUCUUCACGAGUGGGGAAAAUAUCCCCCCACCAUUUCCUGACCUGUGAACUAUGCACAGACCUCCUGUCGGCAAUGCCGUCAUGACACCGAAACAUCCCACAGUCCUCCCUUCGCCCCACACUAGUCCUCCCUUCGCCCCACACCAGUCCUCCCUUCCUUUGCCCCCCCCACUAGU